AUGGGGGAUGAUCAUGGUGGCUGGGUUGUUUUUCUGGUAAAGAAAGGAAUGAGUGGCAGAAAGGAUAUUAAUGAGGACGAGAGGAGAGGAGGAAAAGGGAGAGAGGGAAGGGUGCAUGAGUUGGUCAAUCUCUCGUACCUAUUUUUCAAUGUGCAAGCCAACAUUUUUGUGAUUGUUGCUGGGGAAGCAAUUGAUCUUUCCUGCAACAAAUUGACUGGCCACAUACCACAUAAACUUGGGAACCUAGGCCCAAUCCAAUCGCUUAACUUGUCUCACAAUGGCCUAUGUGGAACCAUCCCAACAUCGUUUUCAGACCUGGAUAGCAUAGAGAGCUUAGACCUCUCCUUCAACAACCUGAGUGGGAAAAUCCCUUCACAGCUUACUGACCUACACUUUCUAGCUUUGUUCAAUGUGUCAUACAAUAACCUAUCGGGCAGCAUACCACGGAGUACAAAUUCUCCUGAUAACAGUAGCUACAUCGGAAAUCCACUUCUUUGUGGACCACCAGUUUCAAGAACUUGCACCGCCAUUAAACCACCGGGAGUCAUCAUGAAUAGCAGUGAAGUGGAUUAUGGCUUCAUGGACAUGGAAUCUUUCUAUGUGCGCUUCACAGUGUCCUACAUCACUAUUUUCUUAGGGAUUGUUGUUGUUUUUUACAUCAAUCCCUACUGGAGGCGGGCAUGGAUUCAUCUAAUUGAGGUGUGUGUCACUUCUUGCUUCUACUUUGUUCGGAACAAUUUUGGAGAGGUAUUUUGUCGGGAAGAUAAUUAG
Messenger RNA from Cornus florida, 771 nucleotides. Its product is annotated as receptor-like protein 56. Gene Ontology annotation, molecular function: protein binding. The record is from RefSeq and is a predicted model, not a curated record. The coding region runs from base 1 to 771 and encodes 256 amino acids. The transcript has 2 exons. NCBI's taxonomy places the organism in Eukaryota, Viridiplantae, Streptophyta, Magnoliopsida, Cornales, Cornaceae.